UCCACUGUCUUUUCCACACAUUACGGUUGAUGUUGCCAGGGAGGGACUCGACCACAGACACAAUGGAGCUGCAGUGACUGUGAAUAGCCGGUGCCUGUUCUCACUACUCUCAUCAUUUACAGCCCCUCACAUUCAGACAAUGCUGAGUUGUAAGGCUAUUCUCUUCGGAAUGCUAGCAGCUAGCUUACUGUUGUUUUUGCAUUAACGAAUUAUCUUUGUGAGAUAGCAUACAGCCCGUUUAGUUGGUUAGCUCGCUAGCUAGCAAAGCACCUGCUGCCCUCCUGCUGCUAUUGUUUCUUCUGCUAACCUGGAUAUAACGGUCCAGGUAUCUGUGAGAUAUAAUGGAGUUUCCUUUUGAUAUCAACCACUUAUUUCCCGAGAGGUUCUCCAUCUUGGACCAGACCCUUGUUGCAGGACGUAAAACAGCAGGAAUGCCACAUCUUCAGGCAAACAUAGAAACAGUUAUCGAUGAGCUUGGGAGAGCCUCAGCAAAGGCCCAGCAGCUCCCAGCCUCUAUAACCAGUGCCUCCAAGCUGCAGUCCCAGAAGCACCAGCUGUACCUGCUGAAGGACAGAGAGAGCAACGGAGGCCGUGGUGUUGUCGUGGGGUUUCUCAAGGUUGGCUACAAAAAGUUAUUUCUUCUU
Molecule: messenger RNA, 644 nt
Organism: Notothenia coriiceps (black rockcod)
Lineage: Eukaryota; Metazoa; Chordata; Actinopteri; Perciformes; Nototheniidae
Product: alpha-tubulin N-acetyltransferase 1-like
Exons: 4
Biological process (GO): alpha-tubulin acetylation
Cellular component (GO): microtubule
Molecular function (GO): tubulin N-acetyltransferase activity
Source: RefSeq, a predicted model, not a curated record